This is a messenger RNA of Peronospora farinosa, 1722 nucleotides long. NCBI's taxonomy places the organism in Eukaryota, Oomycota, Peronosporomycetes, Peronosporales, Peronosporaceae. The record is from the annotation of a GenBank genome assembly.
AUGUCCCGAGCAGCUACCCGACGCCAGAAGCAGCAGCUAGACGCGUCCCUCAUGGCUUUAUUCAUCUUCUCCGUGUGUCUGAAGCUAUUACUCUUUCCCUCCUAUACUAGCACUGACUUUGAGGUGCAUCGUAAUUGGCUCAGCCUCACGCACAAGCUGCCACGUCGUCUAUGGUACCAUGAAGACACAAGCGAGUGGACGCUGGACUAUCCGCCCUUUUUCGCCUACUUUGAGAACAUACUGAGCCUUGUAGCUGCUGUCAUAGACAAGAGUAUGCUGGAAAUUAGCUCGACGCCUGUAUUCUCGCCCUCCCUUGUACUUUUUCAGCGCUUGAGCGUCGUCGUGUCAGACGUGGUGCUGUUCUACGCUCUACACGCCUACUGCUCGUCCUGGCCCACAGUCACCACAACCGAGUGGGCUUUUUCUAAAGCCAAACGACUAGCAAUUAUGCUUGUCACGGUACUGGACGCGGGCCUGCUCUUCGUGGAUCACAUUCACUUCCAGUACAACGGAAUGCUGCUGGGACUCUUGAUCUUAUCGGCCACUAAGUUUCGACUGCAUCAGGAUCUUCAAGGAGCUUUACUGUAUGCUGUGCUACUUAUGUUCAAGCAUAUUUAUCUGUAUGCAGCGCCGUUGUACUUUAUCUACUUGUUGGGGCACUACUGCUACGUCAAAAAGUUGGGCUCCGAAUCGUCGGACAGUGAUGAAGACCCAAAACAAAAGCUGCUCAGGAAGAGAUCAAUUUCAAGCACGGACGUGCACGAGACGAUUCAAGAUCUGCAUGAUGGUAAUAUGACAUUCUCUUUCGCCAACUUUGUACGACUGGGGGCGAUGGUGCUUGCAGUAUUUGUGUUUGCGUUCGGAAGUAUUCUGUGGGACCACGAGGACCCGAUUGGUGGCAUGAACCAGAUCUUGUCUCGAUUGUUUCCCGUUCAAAGAGGACUGUGUCACUCGUACUGGGCGCCUAACGUCUGGGCACUGUACACUUUCCUCGACAAGGUACUUGUGAUCCUCGGUUUUCCUGCCUCAAAGGAUGGCAUUGCUCUUAUGAGUGGCGGGCUCGUACAGGAAGCAAGCUUCGCGGUGCUGCCCACUGUGUCACCGCUGGUGUGUGCAGCGCUGACGUUUGCCAUGAUGACGCCGGUGUUGCAGAGUAUUUGGAAAUACCCGGACUCGUCGCUCUUUACUAGCGCGCUUGCAUAUUGUAUGCUGUGCUCGUUCCUGCUAGGAUAUCACGUGCACGAGAAGGCAAUUCUGCAGGUGACACUUCCAAUGGCUCUUAUGGCUGCUGAUAGCGUUGCUAGCAUGCGGUUAUACAGGUUUGCAUCGGGAGUUGCGACAAUCUCACUUUUCCCGUUACUGUUCACGCCCGCCGAACAGGGAUCUAAAGUGCUCCUAGGCACUUGCCAUGCUGUGCUAGCAGAGGUCGUGCUUGUCCCGUUGCUUAAACAAUCGCUAAAGGAGAGGCAUAUCAAAAUCACCGCCGUUGGUAUGUCUUUCUUUGAGCGUAUUUUUCUUGCUGGACUGGCUAGCCUUGCCUUGUUGGCAGCAGUAUUUCCGUACGUCCCACGCAUUGGUGCGCGAUACCCGUUCCUACCACUCAUGUUGAUCUCGGUGAGCUGUGCCAUUGGAAACAUUUACGUGUGGGGUUUCACUGUCACUCAGCAUUUUAGAAAACUUGACGCUGUAAAGUACUACCUUGACGCACAAAGACCAAAGUAA